Cotesia congregata is the source of this 1026-nucleotide messenger RNA. The record is from the annotation of a GenBank genome assembly. NCBI's taxonomy places the organism in Eukaryota, Metazoa, Arthropoda, Insecta, Hymenoptera, Braconidae.
AUGAUAACAACUAUGGAGAAGACGUUGGUGGUGUUAGUGCUCGUGUUAGGACUCUCACACGUGCCGAGUUUGACGCUCAAUUGGGACGGCUGUGGAGGAAGACUUGAGAGGGCUUUGGAUGCGAUGCAGAGGGAUUCUUCACGAAGAAAUCGACACGAAGAUGAUGAAAACGGGAUUGUACCUAGUUCAGGAACAAAUCGCGAUGGAACGUGGGCUAGAGUGGAUAAAUGUAAAUUCGAGCCAAGCAAUAACUCUCUGCAAAGUCGUGUAAUGUUCAACGAUUUAUCAGUGUCAGGAUUAGUGCUGCUGGUGCCGAGUCAGCGACAUUCAUCAGGCCCGAACAUCGGUGAAUCCUGUCGGAUGAAUUUAAGAUUGAAACGAGCUGGGGUUGAAUUUUCGACGAGUCCAAUCGCCCGAGGGCGAGGACAAAUGAGAAUUCGAACAGAGUCAAACUUUCUGGAGCCGAGAUUCGCGUCAAUUUAUGCCUACGGCUGUCACCCUACCAAUCGGGUCGACAGGCAGAUAAAACGCCACGACAAGCCUGCUAUUUUCAAUCCUCCUAGUCAUCACAAUAGCAAUAACAAUUACAAUGAUUACCCCAACGACGCUCCUGAGCCACGAGAAGACAUCGUCGAGCGCUCUACGACAGAAGAAGACGUCGUUAUCGCCAACGAGAGUUCCGUUUCAAGGUUCGGCUACUCCCGGUUUGAUUCCUUACCUACCAAGAAGACUUUUUGGAUCACCAAGCCGCCGGACGACAAGCGCAAAAGGCGCUCCAAUAUUUCUGCCGACUCGCUGGAUAACAAUUUUGAUAAUUCCCAGGAAAAUAAAUUCCAGCAUUUUCUGAUGGAUGAUUAUCCGUAUGGCGUUGAUUGGCAGUCUAAAGAGAGCGUUGCUCGAGAAAUGGAGGACGUUUUUCUCCGAGGAGCCAGCGAGGCUCUCACGAAGUACAUUGAACAUGAGCUUCAUCCUGCUAUUAAAGAAACUCUCAUGAUUUCUAUGGGCUAUACCAUUAGCUACGGAUAA